Messenger RNA from Labrus mixtus (cuckoo wrasse), 1624 nucleotides. RefSeq names its product nucleolus and neural progenitor protein (gene rmp64). NCBI's taxonomy places the organism in Eukaryota, Metazoa, Chordata, Actinopteri, Labriformes, Labridae. Gene Ontology annotation, biological process: positive regulation of Notch signaling pathway. Gene Ontology annotation, cellular component: nucleus. The record is from RefSeq and is a predicted model, not a curated record. Bases 70 to 1506 code for a protein of 478 amino acids. The transcript has 9 exons.
GUUUGACAGACAACAGAAGAAAGGACUUCCGGUUUUGUAUUAUUAUUAUUAGUACAGUAUACAGGACGCAUGGCUGCUGAACUCUGGAACAGGGUUAACAUCCCCUUUCCUUGUGCUAUUUCUUGUGUCCGUAUACAUUUCCGCUCAAACAUAGAUACAAACAUCAAGACCUUGUUGGUGGAAAACGAGAAAGUUCUCAGGCUGAUUGGGAGUGAGAUCCUCCAGACGGAGAUACGAGUUCUCUAUGAGCUUCUGUAUGUCCUGAAUAACAGUUUUAGAGGCAACAAGACGUUCAAAGGUUUACAGCAGGUGGAACAAUGCAUAAACAGGCUGAAGAAGAUGAAUCUCGAUGUUGCUCUAAAGGAGCUGAGAGAGCUGUGUCCCAAUAAAAUUCAAAGAAAACUUGGCGUCAAAGUUGGUGAGUGUGAUGUUCCCAGUCAACCCAGGCUGGAGUGGCUCUGCCUCAAAGUACUGGGAGCUGCCAAGCUGAUGAGCCGCACAUUGAGCCGCUGCAGCAGAGCUUUCUCACUCUCAAAACAGCAGAUGAAAUGGGAAGAGUUUGUGGUCUUGAAUGUUGUGAUAAGCAGCAUGCUGAGUCGUCUCUGGGUGAUGUUCCGGGGGGUUCUGUGUUGCCUGUCCGCUCUGUAUCAGCAGCUCCUGGGGCUCCUGAAAGAAGUAGCCAAAGCCCAGCCCAUGCCCUUCCUCACAGACUUCACACUGCCUGUAGAUGUGGCUCUCUUCCUGGGUUCCUCGGAUGCUGCUUUACUGGCUAAGCGAUCAACACAUGACGCCAAAGUCAAAGAGCGGAAGAAGAAAAUGUCUUCUGUUUUAUUCAAGAACCAGGGACAGACAAAGAAGGUUAAAGAAGACUUGGGAGAGGCUGUUGAAAGAGGUUCAGUCCUUGACACUGACAUGAAGUCUUUUCUCAAGGUUUAUAGUAACUACACAAAGGGCGAGUCCUCUGGACAAAAAACACAAAAAGCGGAAAGGAAACAGAAGUUCAAGAAACAGGUGAGAGAGGCGACCACCUUCACAGACAUGGAGAAGUGUCUAGAAGAAAUGACCCAGUGGUGCGAAUCCCAAAGGAUGAAAAAGGAAAAAUUCCUCUUAAGCUUCCUGAAUUUAAAAUGCCACAGGAUGAAAUGCCUGGAGGCAGCAGGCUACAAUGUGCAGAAAAGGUUCAAGACCUUCAGAAAGGAAGCUUGCUGGGCUUCUUCACCUCAAGGUUCAGUGCCAAAGUCCUGUUGCUCUUCUGCUGCGAUGAGGAGAGGCCCUCGCCUGAGAACUCCUUUUCAUUUCCUAAGGAGUCGACUGAAGUCUGCAGCUGUAAGAACUGGUAUGAAAACAAAAUGCUCCAAGAGGAAAGGAGAAAGGACUGAGCUACCAGAGUCUGGACUUUCAGGAGACAAUCUUAAGAGCAGGACAGCAUAUGAGCAGAUAGCUCAUACCAAAGAACCAGACCACAAUGAUGACAUAGAUGAUAUAUUUGCCGCUGUUGGUUUAUGAGACUUUUGAAUUUGCCACGUUCAAAGAAAUAAAUCCUAGUAGCUGCUGAAGUCAUUAUACAACUCAUUGGUCUGGUCUGCAAAGGAUAGUUGGAUUGAAUGUGUAAUGCAAACUGAUA